CCGAUUUUUUUUUGUUUUUUCGCCUGUUUUUGUUUUCCCCCCCUCCUCUUCGUCGGCCUCCUUCUAGCGGGACCUGAAGCCAUGGUUGGGGAGACAGAGGUGAAGGAGAGACCCAAGUCCAACCCGGACUACCUGAUGCAGCUGAUGAACGACCGGAAGGUGAUGAGCUCGCUGCCCAACUUCAGCGGCAUCUUCACGCAUCUGGAGCGGCUGCUGGAUGAAGAAAUCGGCCGGGUGCGGAAGGACAUGUACAACGACACGCUGAACGGCGGCAUGUUCAACGGGAGGGACCUGGAGGAGCUGCCGGAAGCCAUCGGCCCCGUGGCUCAGCUGCAGGAGAAGCUCUACGUGCCCGUCAAAGAGUACCCCGACUUUAACUUUGUCGGGAGGAUCCUGGGCCCUCGGGGACUGACCGCCAAACAACUGGAAGCAGAGACCGGAUGUAAAAUCAUGGUUCGAGGAAAAGGCUCCAUGAGAGACAAGAAGAAGGAGGAGAUGAACCGAGGGAAGCCCAACUGGGAGCACCUGAGCGAGGACCUCCACGUCCUGAUCACGGUGGAGGACACACACAACCGAGCCAAGAUCAAGCUCCAGCGAGCCAUCAACGAGGUCAAGAAACUCCUCGUCCCCGCUGCCGAGGGCGAAGACAACCUGAAGAAGAUGCAGCUGAUGGAGCUGGCCAUCCUCAACGGGACGUACAGAGACGCCAAUGUCAAGACGCCCACCGCCGCCUUCCCGCUCGCGACCCCCCAGGCGCCCCGGAUCAUCACGGGCCCGACGCCCGUCCUGCCGCCCACCCUGCGCAACCCCGCCCCCGUCACCACGCCCACCAUCAUGCCGCUGAUCCGUCAGAUCCAGAGCUCCGCCCUCGUGCCGGGAGCCAAUCCGCACCCGGCGCUGGUGCAGCAGGGGCCCGAGUCCGGGAUCAUCUACACGCCCUACGAGUACCCGUACACGCUCACGCCCUCCAUAUUGGAAUACCCCAUCGACUCAACCGGAGUAUUAGUCCCUUCUUCCUGUGUUUUCGCAGCAGGUGCCAUGACCACUAAGGUACGACGCCACGACAAGAGAAUCCAUCCUUACCAAAGGGUAGUGACCACAGACAGAGCUGCCACGGCAACUAACCCAUGACCCCCCCCUCCUCCUGACCUUCUGACCUUUCCGCCCACUGAUGACCCGCCCAUCUCUGCCCCGCUGGCGUGCUCAUUGGCCCGCGGCCCCCCGCCACUUCCCCAAGCCCAGCCAACCAGAGACCAGAACAUUGGGAACAGCCCGGCAGCUUCUGUCUAACCGGCCAACCAGACGACAGCCGACCUCAGGACCCCGCCCACCGCCGAGUCCUAACCCAAACCUCGCCAAACUGUGCCUUUUCCUCCGAAACUCCGAAGCCCACUCGAGGGUUCGCUCAAAAAGUUACAAUCUUCCACUGCUGGUGGCGUUGGAGGAGGACCAGGUGACCCCGCGGAGGGCGGCUCUGAACCCGGUCCCCCCUGGAGCUGCCACGCCCUCGGCCCAGCAAUGCAAUAAUAUUGACUCUAUUAAUACCAUGUCGAUAACACUAGACCAGCACACAGAGCCACUAAACUGAAGGAGCUACCUGGAUAUUUUCACACAUUCUUCCUCAGCUGGCGCCUCUCUGUCCAUCAUUCAACACUUCAGAGGAGAAAAAGUUCACGAUCCUCUGUAAUCAUGUAUAUCUGGUGAAAUCGCUUGACAAUAGAGGUUUGCACAUGAUGAAAACCGUCUGGACGAGUGCAUCAAUUUACACUUUUUACCAGGAGAAAACGUGAAAAUCUGCCAGUGAUUCAUCUCGUUGGUAAUUAUUUAAUAGAUAAAUUAACGUUUUGUCAAAAGACACAAGAUAAGAACUGGAGAUCUGCUUUUUUUUUUAAAGAAUUAAAACCAUUUAUUAUUGAUGAAAUUUUGAUCAUGGACUUUUCCAAGCAGAAAAUGCUUGAUUCUGUGCAGCUUUUGUACCUUAAGUGCAUCACCUUUGUAAAUUCAACUCUUUUUUCUACAUAUUCCAACCAGAAUUCACUAUUAGGCGACUGGUGCUCGAUGAGGAAAACCAACCAACUGGAAUCCAAAAUGCCAAACCGUCUCACGAGAGGCGCGGCCCAGGAAACGUGCACGGCGCGCACAUGCACACACUCAGACACACAGGGGAAAGGUUGCACUUCUCUCGUGAAAAUCUACGACGAUGCCUUUUGCCUUUUUCCACACUGCAGUAUUAUAUGAGCUUGAACAACAGUGCCUUUAUUUAUCGAGCGCGGCGGAACAAUGGCCCGCCUCCCGCCGUGCCGACGAGCCGGGGCUCCAGGCUCCGCCGUCGUCCUCCACAUUUUACAGCUUCACAUCCUUGACUUGUCUGGGUUCAGAUCCGAGUGCCAGAAAAAACGUGGCCGGCUCGAAUUCGCAGCACGGCGCCCAACAUGCCACGAGAACAGUGUUAUAUGUGAUGAUCUUUGUUUUGUUGUUGUUUGGUUGAUUGUGCUGCUGAACAUAAAGUCGUCCACAUUACUUUUACAUAUUUAUCUGCUCUUUCAGAGGAUGUCAGAAUACACAAACACACACACACACACACACACACACACACACAAACCAAGUGAUGCCUUGAUAUGGAAGAAAUCCUGCAGUUGUAACAUCUGUAACAAGUUUAUAAUGUAUUUUUAUAUCCUAUUUUGUACGUGGAAAUAACAUUAAAUUACCUUUUCAGAUGAGAACGACAUGCCUUAUGACGGAGAGUAAUUUGAGAGCUGCUGUGUUUUCUGUGGAUCGUGUUCUGGAAGUCCUGAUGAACUGGAGUCGGACGUUCUCUGUAUUAACUCGAGCCUCUCCGAUCAGCAUUGCUUGCCCUCUGUGCCUUUUUGUAUACUAUGAGUGUGACGAUUAACAGUGUAGUACGACAUUAAUCGACUCUCCAGUGCCAAGUUUAGGUUACUAACUGUUACCACUUCUGUGAUUAUUAACAACUUUAAUGGUAUCUGUCUUUGCUUUGGAUUUCUUUAAAAAAAAAAAAAAAUACAUGUGUGUCUAAAAAAAAAAAAAAAAAUUUUUUUUGAAAAGUAAAAGAUAUGUGUUGAACGAUGAUCUUUUAACUUUUAAAGUAUUCUGAGCAGAAAUAACUCUUUGUACACGAUUAAACUCAUAGUUGUAAAACUAACAAACUUUGUUGCUUUUUCUCUGUAGCACUUAAUUAUGCAAA
Molecule: messenger RNA, 3205 nt
Organism: Salarias fasciatus (jewelled blenny)
Lineage: Eukaryota; Metazoa; Chordata; Actinopteri; Blenniiformes; Blenniidae
Gene: qki2
Product: QKI, KH domain containing, RNA binding 2
Exons: 9
Coding region: 82-1131 (349 amino acids)
Biological process (GO): regulation of mRNA splicing, via spliceosome
Cellular component (GO): nucleus
Molecular function (GO): mRNA binding
Source: RefSeq, a predicted model, not a curated record